Molecule: messenger RNA, 4975 nt
Organism: Melopsittacus undulatus (budgerigar)
Lineage: Eukaryota; Metazoa; Chordata; Aves; Psittaciformes; Psittaculidae
Gene: SEMA6A
Product: semaphorin 6A
Exons: 20
Coding region: 1021-4104 (1027 amino acids)
Biological process (GO): axon guidance; semaphorin-plexin signaling pathway; negative chemotaxis
Cellular component (GO): plasma membrane
Molecular function (GO): chemorepellent activity; semaphorin receptor binding
Source: RefSeq, a predicted model, not a curated record
GCCGGGGACAGUGGGUGCCCUCCGGUUGCACCUGCCCGCAUAAAGCCGGUGCCAGCGGGCAGGUGUUACUGUCGGAGCAGCAUCGGUCCGAAGAGGGGCAAUCCCCACCUUCACCUCCAUCUGCGCCGCCGGAGCCCCGCCUCUCACUCGCUAGCUCCGCCCCCUCGGGGGAUGCCGCCCGCCGGGGCGGGACGGGACUGCCGGGCACGCGCCCCGCCCGUCUCGGUGAGCGGGGCGGGGCAGAGGGGAGGGGCGCGCUCGCCCGCCCGCCGUGCUCCAGUCCGGGCUUUGUCUCCGCCUCCGCCGGCGAAGCAGCGUCCCUGGGGCAGGGCGGCGAGGCAGGGCAGCGGCGGGACACAGCGGUUUCUGGGUCCGAUGCCCGGCAGCGCGGGGCGAGGAGCUACUGCGCCUUCUUGUCGCGGCACGGGGAGCGCCUCCGGCCUCGGAGUUUUCCUGAAGCAGCCGUGACACCGGGAGCACUUUUGGUAGAGAGGGAGCAGCAGGAGACCCCGAAAUGACUUACCUCCAGAAGCGCGACUGAACGGGACUUACUGGAGUGGAACCGUAGUGGAAUUUGGGUCUGGAGAGGAGUUGCUAACGCUUUUUCGUUUUUUGGUUUUUUUUUUUUUGUCUUCUUUUUUGUUCUCCCUGUGCCCUCCCCUCUUCUAGCCUAUCAUUGGAAAUGAACAAAUUGCAUUUGCAAUUCAGAAAGUAGAAAUACUAAAUAUUCCAUCCCCCGGGAAUCACACAUGUAGUAAUGACAAAGGAUUGCAAAGGAGACAGUGGCUCCAGUUUCCCAGAGAGAUCCCCUUAAAUGGAUUACUAAAUGGGACACAACAUCAGCUAGUUGUCCUCUAGCUGCCUAGAUACAUGCACCGAAAAGCUUCACUCAAAACACUUCAAUCAAGAGAAUAAUGUUUGGUUUCGAGAGGUGCUUCCCAGUUAAUGAAGUUAAAUUUAUGGAGGCAUAUCAGUGCUUUUGGGUGAAGUGAAGAAGUGAAGCCUCCCAGCUAAACUACUAUGAGGUCAGAAGCCUUGCUGCUAUAUUUCACACUGCUACACUUUGCUGGGGCUGGUUUCCCAGAAGAUUCUGAGCCAAUCAGUAUUUCGCAUGGCAACUAUACAAGACAGUAUCCGGUGUUUGUGGGUCACAAACCAGGGCGGAACACCACGCAGAGGCACCGGCUGGACAUCCAACUGGUCAUGGUCAUGAACAGGACCCUCUACGUUGCUGCUAGGGACCAUAUUUAUACUGUUGAUAUGGACACAUCACAUACAGAAGAAAUUUAUUUUAGCAAAAAACUGACAUGGAAAUCUAGACAAGCUGAUGUAGACACAUGCAGAAUGAAGGGAAAACAUAAGGAUGAAUGUCAUAAUUUUAUUAAGGUUCUCCUAAAAAGAAAUGAGGAUACACUGUUUAUCUGUGGAACAAAUGCAUUCAACCCUUCUUGCAGGAAUUACAAGAUGGAUACCCUGGAAGUUCUAGGAGAUGAAUUCAGUGGGAUGGCCAGAUGCCCCUAUGAUGCAAAGCAUGCCAACGUUGCAUUGUUUGCAGAGGGAAAGCUGUAUUCUGCCACAGUGACCGACUUCCUUGCAAUAGAUGCAGUCAUAUACCGGAGCCUUGGAGACAGCCCAACUCUGCGGACAGUUAAGCAUGACUCAAAGUGGCUGAAAGAACCAUACUUUGUCCAGGCAGUGGACUAUGGCAAUUACAUUUACUUCUUCUUCCGAGAAAUAGCAGUGGAGUACAACAGCAUGGGAAAGGUAGUUUUCCCAAGGGUGGCUCAGGUUUGCAAAAAUGACAUGGGAGGAUCUCAGAGAGUGCUGGAAAAACAGUGGACUUCCUUUCUCAAGGCUCGUUUGAACUGUUCAGUUCCUGGCGAUUCACACUUCUACUUUAACAUACUCCAGGCAGUUACAGAUGUUAUCCAUUUCAAUGGUCGGGAUGUUGUUUUAGCAACCUUCUCCACUCCAUAUAAUAGCAUCCCUGGCUCUGCAGUCUGUGCCUAUGAUAUGCUUGACAUUGCCAAUGUAUUUACUGGGAGAUUCAAAGAACAAAAGUCUCCAGACUCAACAUGGACACCAGUUCCUGAUGAACGAGUGCCCAAGCCCAGGCCUGGUUGCUGUGCUGGCUCUGUGUCGUUAGAAAAAUAUGUAACCUCUAAUGAGUUCCCAGAUGAUACUCUGAACUUCAUCAAAACACAUCCUCUGAUGGACGAGGCUGUACCUUCCAUUGUCAAUCGACCCUGGUUCCUGAGAACAAUGGUCAGAUACCGCCUGACCAAAAUUGCCGUGGACUCUGCUGCUGGGCCAUAUCAGAACUACACUGUGGUUUUCUUAGGAUCAGAGAAGGGAAUCAUCCUGAAGUUUUUGGCACGGACAGGAAACAGUGGUUUCCUAAAUGACAGCCUUUUCCUGGAGGAGAUGAACAUUUACAAUCCUGAAAAGUGCAGUUACGACGGCGUGGAGGACAAGCGGAUUGUGGGCAUGCAGCUUGACAAGCCCAGCAGUGCCCUGUAUGUCGCCUUCUCCACCUGUGUCAUCAAGGUUCCCCUGGGACGUUGUGGGCGUCAUGGCAAAUGCAAAAAGGCCUGUAUAGCAUCCAGAGACCCAUAUUGCGGAUGGAUGAAGGAGAGCGGGGUGUGCACACAGCUGGUCCUUGGCUCCAAACUGGCAUUUGAACAGGACAUAGAACAUGGCAAUACAGAUGGACUGGGUGACUGCCAAAAUUCCUUCGUAGCCCUGAAUGGACACUCCAGUUCCCUAGUCCCAAGCACCACCACUUCCGACUCUCACGCUCGACAGGGUUAUGAUGCUAGGGGACGCAUGCUGGAUUGGAAGGAUCCGCUUGGUUCGUCUGAAAAUACAGAUCCAUAUGUGGCAGUUUCAUCCCAUAAUCAUCAAGACAAGAAGGGAGUGAUUCGUGAGAGUUACCUAAAGGGUCAUGAUCAGCUGGUGCCGGUCACCCUGUUGGCCAUUGCUGUUAUUCUUGCUUUUGUCAUGGGGGCCGUCUUUUCGGGCAUCAUUGUGUACUGCAUCUGUGACCACCGCCGCAGAGAUGUGGCUGUUGUGCAGAGGAAGGAGAAGGAACUGACCCAUUCUCGCCGUGGCUCCAUGAGCAGCGUUACCAAACUCAGUGGUCUCUUUGGGGACGCUCAGUCCAAGGAGCCAAAGCCUGAAGCUAUCCUCACUCCUCUGAUGCACAAUGGCAAGCUGGCUACCCCAGGUAACACUGCCAAGAUGCUAAUCAAAGCUGACCAGCACCAUCUGGACCUGGCUGCCCUGCCAACCCCUGAGUCCACCCCAACCCUGCAGCAGAAGAGAAAGCCCAGCCGUGGCAGCAGGGAAUGGGAGAGAAACCAGAACCUCAUCAAUGCCUGCACAAAAGAUAUCCCCCCAAUGGCCUCUCCUGUGAUCCCAACUGACCUGCCACUCAGGGCUUCUCCUAGCCACAUUCCCAGCGUUGUCGUCCUGCCCAUUACCCAGCAAGGCUACCAGCAUGAGUACGUUGACCAGCCAAAAAUGAGUGAUGGAGCUCAGAUGUCUGUGGAGGACCAGAAUGCCACCCUUGAGUACAAAACCAUCAAGGACCAUCUCAGCAGCAAAAGCCCCAGCCAUGGGGUUAACCUGGUGGAAAAUCUCGAGAGCAUGCCACCAAAAGUACCCCAGCGGGAAGCCUCUCUUGGGCCCCCGAGCGCCUCAUUGUCACAAAGUGGCCUGAGCAAGCGGCUGGAGAUGCACUCUUCUGCUUACAACGUGGACUACAAGCGAAGCUACCCUACAAACUCGCUCACGAGAAGUCACCAGACGUCGACCCUCAAAAGAAACAACACUAACUCUUCUAACUCGUCCCACCUCUCCCGCAAUCAGAGCUUCGGCCGAGGCGACAACCCGCCGCCGGCCCCGCAACGGGUGGACUCCAUACAGGUCCAUGCUGCGCAGGCACAGGCUGUGACUGUAUCUCGACAGCCAAGUCUUACCACCUACAAUUCGCUGACAAGGUCAGGGUUGAAACGCACACCCUCGCUAAAGCCAGAUGUACCUCCCAAACCUUCCUUUCCCCCACUCUCCACGUCCAUGAAGCCCAACGAUGCAUGUACAUAAUCAGAGUGGGGGGGGAGGGGGGAUGAUGGCAAUUAAGCAGAGGUUGCCCUCAAAAUCCAGUGUUCUGCAACUGUUAUCGCUUGCUUCUCUGAGAAGAUGGUUGUUGUAAGCUGAAGAUGUGUUGAAUUUCUGCUCUCUGGGAAAAGUGGAAUAUUUUUUUAAACCCGAGCCAUAUGACUCAUGGUUGAAGGUUUGCAAUUGCAGGACUUGCCCCCACAACCCGCCAGUUCUUUGCUCAAAAGAGUAACCCUCCAUCACAAACUUUGAGCCAAAAGCACACAGGUGAAAAAUGACUGUGACAUUUCACCCCCAACUGCACAGUGCAUUCCUGAACUGGGAAAGAGUGCUCUGAAAAGCAAAAUAAAUAAUUACAAAAACAAACAAAUUUAAAAAAUACAAAAAGUGAAAAGAAAAAAAUAAUCCAUUGAUAAAGCUAACUUUGACUUAACAGUGGCAGAAGUUUACUAUGUGAAGGUACUGUGAAAUGAUGCCCAUCAGUAUUACAACCGCUUGGUUACAGCAGUUAAAUGCCAUGUUGGGCAAACUAUGUCAUAGAUUUCUGCUACCCUUCUCUUUUAACGAAUAACACGUGACUGUUAAUGCAAGUAACUCUUUUUAUUUAUUGUUCAACUUUCUUUUUUCCUAAAGAAAUGACUUCUGCAUAUCAUCCUGAGAGCAGCUCUUCAGAGAAGUACCUUGAAAGCUAUACCUAUUUAACGUGAAGCCCAUUAACUGGAGUAAUUAAAACUCUUUUAUUUUUCCAAUAAAUUCACUGAGGUAGAUAAAUUGGAGCUGGAAUUCUGAACUUUGUGCCUGGACUGCCUGAUUAGCUGAAAAAAAAAAGAAAAAAAAAAAGGGGAUAUCUGUUUAA